Messenger RNA from Magnolia sinica, 752 nucleotides. RefSeq lists its product as uncharacterized. The transcript has 2 exons. NCBI's taxonomy places the organism in Eukaryota, Viridiplantae, Streptophyta, Magnoliopsida, Magnoliales, Magnoliaceae. The coding region runs from base 99 to 515 and encodes 138 amino acids. The record is from RefSeq and is a predicted model, not a curated record.
AAUAUAUUUCUAACCGAUUGCGGACGUUAAAAAGAUUCUUUUGGGCCAUGCAAGACAUGUUGAAUGCCUCUGGAUUUGGAUGAGACCGUGAAAACAAAAUGGUGACGGCAACAGACGAUGUCUGGGAUGGGUACAUAGCUUCUCACCCAUUCACCGAAAAGGUGCGUGGCAAACAUAUUGACAGAUAUUAUGAUCUAUCAUUCAUGUUCGGGAAUGACAUUGCUCAUGGCUCAUUUGCAAGCAUAGCAUACUCAUCACCACUUUCCGGUCGCCGACAAAGUAGAAAUGAGUUAAAUUCUGAUUCCGAUACAGACGACUAUGGGACUGACACAGUUCACCUCUCUUCAGACUCUGGCGAGGCCCACGACAGUGGUUCAACCCCUCAUGUCAAUGAUGCAUCUAAUCGGUUGAAUAGGGUAAAUGCACCAAAUGUGGAUACCUCAAGGGGGUCCAAGAGCACCCAUUCUACUGCUAUCGGCUUCUCCCGUCCAAAAAGGGGGAAACCGAUGAUGUAAUCGGCGACCGAAUGGGUGAAGUGGCUGAUGCCGUGAAGUCCCUCACUAUUACAAUGUCCCAGGGCAAGAAAAUGACCCAAGUCCAGAAAAUUCUGAGCAUACUUGAAGAAGUAGAGGGACUGGGCCUUGAGGAUCAACUGCGUGCUGCACGGAUGUUGCAGGGGGACGUUGUCACUGCCGGGUUUUUCAUGAAGAUGGGCCACAAGAGGCGUAAGGAGUGGGUGUGAAAACUGUUUG